ACGGAAUAAAACUAUCUCACGAGUCAAUCCAAAUAUAUUUGGUAUAUCAUCUCCGAUGGAAAUUAUUUUCUAUUUAGAAAUGAAACUCCAAAGAGUCUACUUUUCCAAGUAAAUUAGGUACCGAAGCAAUUUAAUUUUAAUUAAGAAAUUAAAAAAAAUAAAAAAAGAAAUACUGAUUAUUUUUUUAUAAUUAAAAAAAUAAAAAAAUUAAAAAUAAAAAUAAAAAAAAGUUAUUUCGGUCAGUCAACUGUUUCUGAGUCAAAGUGGUGUAGUCUCGAUCAAUUCUAUGCAUUUAUACUUGGCUUCACGUUCAUGAUCCACAUGAUGCUCUGCAUCAUAACCACUGGUUCCGUCCAUCCCAACUCUUACCCCUUUCGUCACAUAUGAAGGUGACUUGUGUGCUCUCAGUCGAAGUCUUCUUUAGAGAGCGAGUCGGUACAAUUAAUUCCAUGCAUGAUGUAAUGGAGCGGAGAAAGUUAGAGCAAGGAAUGGAAGAAAUUGUGUUCAUCAGUUGGCUUACAAAUUUGUGAUUUGGUAUAGCGUAGCAUGCACCUCCACUAUUGUUGUGCAUGGUUGUGGCGGCCAGGAGUAGGAAGGUUGGGAGGGAGAUCAAACUACGCGCCAUGGCUUUCUCAUCAUUCUUAUCGUCAUUGUUGUUGUGCCUGUUGGGCAUCCUCCUUCUCCACGGGGCAGCGGUGGCACGAGGGUGUUUUAGCAUGGAGAGGGAGGCGCUGCUGGACUUCAAAGCUGGUGUCGGAGACACCCGCAACCGGCUAUCUUCUUGGACCGGCCACCACUGUUGCACAUGGAAGGGAGUGGCCUGCGACACCACCACUGGCCACGUCGUCAUGCUCGACCUCCGAAACACAAAUACUACAGAUGAUUGGGCAUUACGCGGGGAGGGGAUGAUGAACUCGUCAUUACUUGCUUUAUCUCAUCUGAAGCACUUGGAUCUUAGCUUCAAUAAUUUCAGCGGGAUCCGCAUGCCGGAAUUCAUCGGCUCCUUCAAGAAACUGAGAUACCUCAAUCUAUCUUCUACACGAUUCAUGGGAGGAAUACCUGCUCGGCUGGGGAACCUUUCGAGCCUCUACGUUCUUGAUCUAAGCUAUGCUUUAGAUUUUACAUCCCUCGACAACCUCGACUGGCUCUCCCAUCUCACGUCCCUGAAGCACCUGGACUUGAGCGAGUUGAACCUAACCGAUGUCCCAGAUUGGUUCUCAUCCGUGAACAUGCUGCCAUCCCUCCAAGUGUUAAGUAUGUCUUACGUUGGUCUCGAUACCAUCCCAGCUUCUGUUGUCCAUGUCAACUUCACCUCCUCUCUUACCGUCCUUGAUCUCUCCUAUAAUCAUUUCGACUCCACCUUACCCAAAUGGUUGGGGAAUAUUACUAGUCUUACCCAUCUUGAUCUCCAUUACUCUGGGUUCUAUGGCGUUAUUCCCGAUACAAUUGGAGACUUGGGCGGACUGAAAGAAUUACAUAUGCCGGGCAACCAAUUGACAGGAAAUUUGAGCGGUUGGUUGGAGCAAAUGACGAAUCUCAUCAUUUUGGAUCUCCAAUAUAAUUUAUUCAACGGUUCCAUGCCUUCCUCCUCCGUUGGUAAGUUGUCUAAUCUCACCGAAUUGAAUCUCGCUGGAAAUUCUCUUGGAGGUGUCAUUUCAGAAGUUCAUUUGGAGAAUCUUACCAGAUUACAAGGGUUGGACUUGUCUUACAACUCCAUCACCAUAUCCAUUGGACAGAGUUGGGUCCCCCCUUUCCAACUCAGUUAUGUAGAUUUAACCGAUUGUCAGUUGGGACCUCAAUUUCCAGAGUGGUUGCAGUUCCAAACACAGAUGGAAAUAUUAUAUUUGGCAGACUGUAAAAUUGCAGGGACAAUGCCCGCUUGGGUUUGGAAUAUUUCAUCUUCUACCAUCAUAUUUUUAGACCUUUCCAACAACCAAAUAGGAGGGAAGCUGCCAUCUUCUUUAAAGUUCACCAAGCUGGAAAGAUUAUUUUUGGAAUUUAACAGAUUUGAAGGUCCAUUACCAACGAUGCUACCGUCUACACUUGAUAUUCUAUACCUCUCCAAUAAUUCCUUUACAGGGCAAUUGCCGAUGGCACUCUCAGAUAACAUGCUUGAUGGUGACUUAUCUUCAACAAUCUGUCAAUGGACAUAUCUCAAACACCUUGACCUUUCGAGCAACAAAUUACUUGGUGAGAUCCCUUAUUGUCUGGGAAAAUCAUUACAAAAUCUUUCUAUCUUGAAAUUGGACAACAAUCACUUCUCGGGUGAAAUUCCAUACACGAUCGGAUUUUUAAGAGAGCUUCAGCAAUUGCAAUUGAAAAAUAACAGUUUUUCGGGUGAGGUUCCUUUGUCAUUGAAAAAUUGUACAAAGUUAAUGUUUCUUGAUCUGGCUCAAAAUAAUUUUGUCGGAAGUAUAACGCUUUGGAUGGGAGAAAAUUUACAACAACAACUGCUAGUACUUCGUCUACGUUCAAAUAUGUUUUCUGGAGUUAUUCCUUGGCAACUUGCUGGAUUUAAAAGGCUUCAAAUAUUGGAUCUUGCAAAUAAUAAUUUUUCUGGAUCAAUACCUCACAACAUUGGUAAUUUAAGUGCUUUGAGAUCGACAUCACAAUAUUACGAUACUUGUUCUGAUGGAUUAGAUAUCUUUACGAAGGGACAAGAUCUUUAUUAUUUACAAUGCAGCAUAAAUUUUAUGAAAAGUUUGGAUCUUUCGAACAAUAGACUAACCGGAGAGAUACCAAAAGGAAUUGGAGACCUUGCAGGACUCGAGAACUUAAAUUUGUCAAUAAAUCAUUUACAAGGGAAAAUCCCUUGGGAGAUAGGAGGAAUGAAAUCAUUAGAAUCCCUUGAUCUAUCGAUGAAUGAUCUUUCUGGUAGCAUUCCUGAGAGUUUAUCGGCUUUAUAUUUCUUGAGCUAUUUGAAUUUAUCGUAUAAUAAUCUUUCGGGAAUGAUACCAUCUGGUCAUCAACUCCAAACACUCAAUGAUCCAUCCAUCUAUAUGGGCAAUGCUGACUUAUGUGGACCACCAAUUUCCAAAAGUUGUUUUAACAAUAAAUCAACUCAAAAUAUUUUGCAAGAGUACAAGAAGGAGAAUCCCGAGUGGCUAUGGUUCUAUAUCAGCAUGGUACUAGGAUAUGUGAUGGGAUUUUGGACCUUUUGUGGUAUUCUCUUCCUCAAAGACGCAUGGAGGCAUGCUUAUUUCCAUAUGAUUGAUGAUAUGUAUGAUUGGUUCUGGGUACAAUGGUAUUUAAUCUUUUGAUGAUUGUUUAGACUUUAAUUCUAAAAUUUCUAGUAUGGAUGAUCCAAGACUUUAUGGUAGAUGGAGAGAAGAUGCUUGAGAGUAGAUUGAAUUUGGUUAUGCAUCGAGACAAUAAAUUAAAUCAUUAAUGGUUCAAACUCUUGAGACUUGUGAUGUAAUAAUUCAUUAGUGGGAUGUCUUUGAUGAACUUUAUUUGUGUUUAAGAGCUCAAUAUGCUGCUGCUGCUGUUAUAUGUGGACAUUAUGGAUGUCUUCGUUCUGUAUUGUGUAAAGUGCAUAGAUUUGGAUUUAAUAGGUCUAUGUUAUGUAAUUGGAGGUGAUGGAACUCAAAAAAGGAACCGCUGCAAUAUUUGAAGUAGUUAGAAAAUAGAAGUUCUUUAACAAUGUUUUUGUUGGUAUUUGUUCA
Molecule: messenger RNA, 3665 nt
Organism: Musa acuminata AAA Group (dessert banana)
Lineage: Eukaryota; Viridiplantae; Streptophyta; Magnoliopsida; Zingiberales; Musaceae
Product: receptor-like protein EIX2
Exons: 2
Coding region: 570-3260 (896 amino acids)
Molecular function (GO): protein binding
Source: RefSeq, a predicted model, not a curated record